Messenger RNA from Debaryomyces hansenii CBS767, 1050 nucleotides. RefSeq names its product translation initiation factor eIF3 subunit i (gene TIF34). The coding region runs from base 1 to 1050 and encodes 349 amino acids. The record is from RefSeq and is a predicted model, not a curated record. Gene Ontology annotation, biological process: cytoplasmic translational initiation. Gene Ontology annotation, cellular component: eukaryotic translation initiation factor 3 complex, eIF3m; cytoplasm. Lineage: Eukaryota; Fungi; Ascomycota; Pichiomycetes; Serinales; Debaryomycetaceae. Gene Ontology annotation, molecular function: protein binding; translation initiation factor activity; RNA binding. The transcript has a single exon.
AUGAGACCAAUCAAGUUAAUGGGUCAUGAGCGUUCAUUGACGCAAGUGAAAUUCAAUAGAGAAGGUGAUUUAAUCUUUUCCGUCGCCAAGGAUAGCACAGCAUCAAUUUGGUAUUCAUCAAAUGGUGAAAGAUUGGGGACUUUAGAAGGUCACAUUGGUACUAUUUGGUCUAUCGACGUGGAUGCUGAUACUAUAUUAUGUGCCACAGGUAGUGCUGAUUUAACUAUCAAGUUAUGGAAGAUCGAAACCGGUGAAUGUGUUCAAUCGUGGGAAAUGCCAACACCAGUGAGAAGAGUUGCAUUCUCUCCUGAUAAUAAGAGAUUGUUGGCAGUUACCGAUCAAGUUAUGGGUCAAACCGGUACUAUCUCUGUGUUUGAUAUAAAUUACGAGGGUGACUACACCAAGCAACAAAGCAAACCAUCGUUAAUUAUCGAGACUAGAAGUGAUGCUAAGAAAGUUACAGUUGCAGGAUGGUCAGCCAACGGCGAUUUCAUUAUUGCAGGUCACGAAGACGGAUACGUUUCUAAAUACAACAGUUCCACCGGUGAAUUCAUCGAAACUGCCCAGGUGCACGGUAUUCACAACGAAGAAAAGAUUGCCUCUAUUACCGAUAUACAAUUUGCUCCAGAAGACAAGUCCUACAUUGUUACUGCAUCAAAGGACAAGUGUUCAUGUUUAGUUGAUGUUGACACACUUGAAUUGAUGAAGGUGUACAAGGCCGACGCUCCAAUGAACACGGCCGCUAUCACCCCAAUCAAGGACUUUGUUAUCUUAGGAGGUGGUCAAGAAGCUAGAAAUGUUACCACUACUGCUGAGUCUCAAGGUAAGUUCGAAGCCAGAUUUUACCAUAAAAUUUUCAUCGACGAAAUUGGCCGUGUUAAGGGUCAUUUCGGUCCUUUGAAUUCUAUCGCCGUUCACCCUGACGGAACCGGUUAUGCCAGUGGAGGAGAAGAUGGUUUUAUCAGAUUGCACUACUUUGAUAAGUCCUACUUUGACUUUGAGUUUGAUACUGAAAGAGCUGAAAGAGCGAUGGCUUCAAGUGCUGCUUAG